Brachypodium distachyon (stiff brome) is the source of this 1134-nucleotide messenger RNA. RefSeq lists its product as uncharacterized. Lineage: Eukaryota; Viridiplantae; Streptophyta; Magnoliopsida; Poales; Poaceae. The transcript has 7 exons. The coding region runs from base 144 to 884 and encodes 246 amino acids. The record is from RefSeq and is a predicted model, not a curated record.
AGAAAAUCCUUUCUUUUUCCCCCACAUCCACUCGUAACGGGAAGAGGAGACAGGGCUCGUCGCCAGCUCGACUCCUUCCCCAACACCAGCUCAGAAGCAGCCGCUUCUCGAAGCGAGCAAAGAAAUUCCCGACGAUUGGGAGCAUGGGCGCUAACGGUCACCCGCCGACGGCGAGCGUCGCCGCGCAGAACGGGUCCCACUCGAGCGGCGGCGGAGCAGGAGGAGGAGGCGGGGGAGGGGGAGGAAACCCUAGCCCCCGCAGCACGGCGGCGGCGCUCCGGCACGACCCGGGCCUGUCACAGGAUUGGUCGUCGGAGGAACAGGCCAUCCUCGACGACAUGCUUGUCAAGCUUGCGUCCGAUGCACCUGUUAUACGUUAUGCAAAAAUAGCCAUGAAGCUGCCACAGAAAACAGUUCGGGAUGUGGCCUUGCGGUGUAGAUGGAUGAAUAAAAAGGAGAGUGGUAAAAGAAAGAAAGAGGACCACAGCUCGGUGAAGAAAAGCAAGGACAAAAAGGAGAAGGUUUCAGACUCUUCAUCAAAACCACCUGUUCAUAUAGCUGGAAGGCCUAGUGUUCCUCCAUACCCCCUUCCAGCACUUCCCAUUGAUGAUGACGAGAUUUCAUCCAAAGCAAUUGGAGGUCCAACAGGAGAACUCCUUGAAACUAAUGCCCAGGUUUUGAGUCAAAUUUCAACAAACCUCGGCACCAUGCAGAUACAGGAUAACAUCUCUCUGCUGUGCCAAACUCGAGAUAACAUACUUAGGGUCCUGAAAGAGAUGAACGAUGCUCCAGAGAUCAUGAAGCAGAUGCCACCACUACCUGUGAAGAUAAACGAGGAGCUUGUCAACUCGAUACUCCCCAGGCCAACUGUACCUAUGCAGUAGUGAUAGUGAAUGGAAUACAUCAUCUGUAGUCUCAAUAGCCCUUUAGAUAGGAAGCUAAAAUAAAGAAAACUAGCAGGCUGGUUGUGCAUUUGCGUGGCUAAAUUUGUUAUGUCUUGGUACAUUUGUGGUUUCGUGUAUUUACUCUGUUAGCUUUCUGGGCGUUUUUAGGUAGACUUGUAAAAUUAUAGAAAAACUAAAGGAAAUUAUUUGGCGUUAGCUGUUUCUCAGUGAGUUUCUCUUUUUGCUUUAA